AGUGACAAAUGGUAUAGUUGAAGGUCACGGUCAACGUGGCGUAUCCUCCUAUGUAAGAAGUAAAUAAACGUAGUCAUUACAAUAUUAAUCAUGAGCUGGAAUAAUAGAGAUUUGGACGACCAAUUUGGUAGACCUGUCUAUCCUACCAAAAGUGAUGAACCAGAAGAAGAACGAGUGUGUGGAUGGGGAGAAGGUACUGCUCAGCAACAGAUAGAGGGUUCAAUGACUAGACAAUUAAAUUCAACAAAGCAAUCCUUAAGACUGAUAGCUCAAUCAGAGGAAAUAGGUAUUACUGCUGCCCAAGAAUUAGAUCAGCAAGGAGAGCAAUUAGACAAUAUUGAGAAAAAUCUAGAUAAAGUGAAUACUGAUGUCAGAGCUACUCAAAAGCAUUUAGAUAGUAUUAAGAGCGUUUUUGGUGGUUUGAAAAACUGGUUUACUGGAGCUAAUAAGACGGCUGAAGAAGAAAGAAAAAAAACGGAAGAAGCUUCACGUCAACGUCUGGAGCGAAAACGCGAAGAAGAAAGCAAAUUGCAGAAGGUUAUAAAUGAAAAUCAACGUAUAUCAACUCAACAGCGUCAAACAAAUAUGAAUAUGAAUGAUAACAUCUUCGAUCAAUCAAAUCCAAUGGCGAAGCACGAAGCAGUUUUAAAUGAAAAUUUAGGUAAAAAUUUGUAUAGAAUUAUAAGAGAGAAGAUAAUACUCAUUAUGCUGGAUUUGUUUUGGUUCUCUUUUUUAUUUAAAUGUAGUUAGCUUGACGCUACGGCUUCUGUUUUACAGAAGCUUCCAGUAUAGUUACAAUAUUGUCAUUUUGAACAGUUAUUUACAUAUUUAUUUACGGUUAAUCUACAUACAAUGUUUCAAUUUACAUCGCUUAACCUUACUAUUUAUCUUUCUUUUCAACAGACUUAAUGCAAGGUGGAAUUUCUCGUUUGAAAAAUUUAUCCUUAGGUCUACAAAAUGAAAUUGAUAGUCAGAAUGAUCAGCUGGAAUCAAUAACCUCAAAGGCCGAAAGAGCUGAUACAAGAAUAAGAGAUCAGAAUAGGCAAAUGGGGCAGAUAUUAAAAUAAAAGAAUCACUUUAUGUUUCUAUUUUUUAUUUGCAAUUAAUUUUUUUCUUCUAUUUUUCUCUUUUCUCACUUAAAAACAAGAAAAGAAAAGGAUAGAAGAUACUUACUAUAGUAUUUAAACAAUUCGUUAUAGUUUCUUUCCAAUAAUUCCAGGUUAUCUUUUUGAUUUAAUACUUAACUAACUAUAUACGGUAGAUAUUAAAAUAUACAGUAUGUAUUUACUAUUACUGCAAUCGUUUUGUUCAAAGUUUGUUU
Molecule: messenger RNA, 1321 nt
Organism: Dimorphilus gyrociliatus
Lineage: Eukaryota; Metazoa; Annelida; Polychaeta; Dinophilidae
Source: the annotation of a GenBank genome assembly